Messenger RNA from Annulohypoxylon truncatum, 1070 nucleotides. RefSeq lists its product as uncharacterized. Bases 185 to 904 code for a protein of 239 amino acids. The transcript is spliced from 2 exons. The record is from RefSeq and is a predicted model, not a curated record. Lineage: Eukaryota; Fungi; Ascomycota; Sordariomycetes; Xylariales; Hypoxylaceae.
GUUGCGCCCCCUGUUCUCUUAAGGAUUAGAUCGAUGAGGCAUGAAACGCCAAGAGGACAUGCACUCACUCGCAUCACCCCUUGGCAUCGUCUCAAGCCAAAAAGACUUGUCGCGACGCAAAUAGAUCUUGGAGAUUCUGCUUUUUGUUCUCCAUUCUCUAUCUUUAUGACCGAAGUGCACCACAAUGCAGCUUAGUUGGCGACCAACCUUAACAUUGCUUAGUAUCGGGACGGCAUGGCAAAUGACGGGCGCGUUAGGGCAAAGAAUUCGGGUUGAGGACGAAUCCAUGCGUCCUAUCAUAGUAGAUGGAGCAACGACGGUGAAGGACGCGGAUAAUCUACCUGAAAAUGCGAUGGUGGAAAAUAUUGCCGUAUCAGACGUUCCGCGAGUCUCGGAGGUACCGCAAAUUUCGCACAUUCCACAAGUUGAUGUAGACGAACCAUGGACAGUGAAUAGCACGACGAUACCGAACAUUGUCACAACGCCGAAGAGCCCUACGACUAGUAGCCAAGCACAGCCAACCGAACCUGUGGUCCCUAUAGCUGCAUUGCUAUUCUCGGGGCCACCGGGACCUAAAGACUGUCGCGGCACGGUGAUGGCAAACGUCCAGUUACCCAAGCCCGGAUCUCAACAUGCGACACCGACAUGCUACAACGUGCCCGGUAUAGCGCAGUGCGCGACGUUCGUUGCAAAUAUGGACGACGGGUGUCAAGCACGUCUGUUUAACGAGCCGAACUGUCUCACGUUUGCCAACCUAGCCGUAUUUACUCCAGAACAAAAGGCUGUUGGCGGACUUCUCCGGAGCAUCGAAAUAACAUGCGGGAUCAAGAGCGUGACACCACCACCGUUGAACCUCCCGGGCUUGGAAUUACCGCCAAAUGCUCAGCAGGCCGUUGGGAAGUAACAACGAUCAGCCACCGCUGUCGUAAUGAAACACAGAAACUCAGCUCAUCGAAGGCUUCUGAAAUUUCACACCAGCCAGUGAAGGGAAGCAUAAAGUGACACCCAUUGGCGAAAUCAGGGAAAAGGGGACAUGAUAUAUCAUAUUCCGGUUCGAUGCCAUGUCCGAU